AUGGGAUUAAAUGAUGAUUUACUUCGUGGAAUUUAUCAAUAUGGAUUUACAAAACCAUCAGCUAUCCAACAGCGAGCUAUUAAACCAAUUACACAAGGAAAUGAUUUAAUUGCACAAAGUCAAUCAGGAACAGCAAUUGUUCUCUCACCAACACGUGAACUCGCUCAACAAACUCAAAGAGUCAUGUCAUACCUAGGAGAUUAUCUUCAUGCACAAGUCCAUGCCUGUGUUGGAGGUAAUAAAGUUGGUGAGGAUAUUAAAAAAUUGGAAAGUGGAGUUCAUGUUGUGAGUGGUACACCUGGAAGAGUUUAUGAUAUGAUGAGACAACAACACCUCAAUACUAAACAUAUCAAAUUACUGGUAUUGGAUGAAGCUGAUGAAAUGUUAAGUCAAGGAUUUAAGGAACAAAUUUAUCAAAUUUAUCGUCUAUUGAAUAAUACACAAAUUGUAUUAAUUUCUGCUACACUUCCUGCAGAAGUUUUGGAAAUUACACAACAAUUUAUGACUGAUCCAAUUAGAAUUCUUGUAAAGAGAGAUGAAGUUACUUUGGAAGGAAUUAAACAAUUUUUCAUUGCUGUAGAAAAGGAAGAUUGGAAAUUUGAAACUUUAUGUGAUUUAUAUGACUCUCUUACUGUUACACAAGCUGUCAUAUUUUGUAAUAAGAGAGAUAAAGUAGAAUGGCUUGCUAAACAAAUGAAGAAACAUAACUUUACAGUAUCAUUUAUGCAUGGACAAAUGCCACAGAAGGAACGUGAAGCCAUUAUGGAAGAAUUCAGAAAAGGUCAAUCGAGAGUGUUAAUCACUACAGAUGUGUGGGCUAGAGGUAUUGAUGUACAACAGGUGUCACUUGUUAUCAAUUAUGAUUUGCCAACAAAUAGAGAAAAUUAUAUUCACAGAAUUGGUAGAUCUGGUAGAUAUGGAAGAAAGGGUGUUGCAAUUAACUUUGUUACAGAAAUGGAUGUUGGUGUUUUGAAAGAUAUUGAACAACACUAUUCCACAACCAUUGAGGAAAUGCCAGCUAAAAUCGAUCAAUAUAUGUAA
Naegleria gruberi is the source of this 1041-nucleotide messenger RNA. RefSeq lists its product as uncharacterized. The record is from RefSeq and is a predicted model, not a curated record. Gene Ontology annotation, molecular function: RNA helicase activity; mRNA binding; ATP binding. Bases 1 to 1041 code for a protein of 346 amino acids. Gene Ontology annotation, cellular component: catalytic step 2 spliceosome; nucleolus. The transcript has 2 exons. NCBI's taxonomy places the organism in Eukaryota, Heterolobosea, Eutetramitea, Acrasida, Naegleriidae.